Larimichthys crocea (large yellow croaker) is the source of this 1632-nucleotide messenger RNA. Its product is annotated as olfactomedin-4. The transcript is spliced from 7 exons. Gene Ontology annotation, biological process: signal transduction. The record is from RefSeq and is a predicted model, not a curated record. Lineage: Eukaryota; Metazoa; Chordata; Actinopteri; Sciaenidae. The coding region runs from base 85 to 1467 and encodes 460 amino acids.
AGUGUUCACAGGUUGGAAGCUGCUGCAGUCAUAUUCACACUGUGUUCAGGGACUGUUUCAUUUAGCUCUGCUCUCUGAUCCACCAUGAAGCUGAACGUGAUCGUUACUCUGUGUGCUCUGUUCAGCCUCACACGACAGGCACCUCCACGUGAUGAGUGUGUGUGUAAGUUGAUUAAUUCACAGAAGGCAUUCCCUCAUGACAAACUCAGCACAGUGGAGGUCAAUGCAACAAAAUGCACCGACAACAUCACCCCACAGAAGACUCUGGAGCUGGAGAGUCUGCUGCUGGGUUUGGAGCGUCGUCUGCCCCAGCUGCAGGAAAAUGUGUCGAUGCUGGAGAUGGAGGAUGACGGAGAUCUCUAUGCAGUCCUCAGCCUGCAGGUGUUGGAGAACGAACUGAUGGAGAUCAAGCAGCUCAUCGACAGGCUCAACGGCUCCACCCUGGGACACCAGCGGCUGACUACUGACACCAAUAAACAGCUGCAGGACCUGAGAGCAGAGAUGGUGCAGCUGGAGACCUACGACACCAUGCAGGUGGUGAAGGGACAUCAAGACAACCAUCGUCUGAAGAAAGACCUGGACCAGUGCAGGAAUACAUUUUUCCCCACCAUCCAACCCACUCAGCAUCCACAUGGUUCCUGUCCCCACGGUCAGUUUCAGAACAUUACCGGGCCGAGGGUGUACACAGCAGGAGAGUACUCUGGGUCCUACAAGUAUGGAGCCUGGGGUCGAGAUCCCAAACCAGAGGUGGGGAAGGAGAACUGGUAUUGGCGGGUAAUGUUGACCUCGAGCGACAAAUACGCCAACUACGUCCGACUCUACUCCAGCCUGAGCGCUCUCAUUGUUGGGGUGAGCAACCCAGGUAAUGUCAUGAUCCACUCCUCUAACCCGACCACCAACACCAUCCAGGGUCCAAAUGUCGUGCUCUAUGAAGGGGCCCUGUACUACAACUGUUACAACAAGGAUGCUGUUUGUCGAUUCAACCUCACCACCCAAACUGUUACCACUGUACAACUACCCAAAGACACCAGGUUCAAUUCAAAGGGUAACUUCUGCCACCUUGAUGAAUGCUACCCGUACACCGACCUAGACCUGGCAACAGAUGAGUCAGGUGUGUGGGUGAUCUAUACUACCAAGCAGGACUUUGGCAACCUGGUGCUGUCCAAAGUGGAGGAGGGUGUCCCGCCAACACUUAACCAAACCUGGCGAACCUCGGUCUACAAGCAGGGGGUGACCAACACCUUCAUGGCAUGCGGCGUGCUCUACGCAACACGGUACGUCAGCAAAGACAUGGAGGAGAUCUUCUACUCGUUUGACACCGCGACAGGCGCAGAAAGGUUCAACCUUGGCAUCUUCAUCAAAAAGAUGACUCCGAACAUUUAUUUCCUGAACUACAGCCCUGUGGACCAGAUGCUACAUGCCUACUGUGACGCCUACAUGGUCACCUAUAAGGUUUUGUUUUCGUAAAUGCAUCAUCGUGACAACAUUUUUGAGAAAAGCUUGUGAAAUUACCUGUAGUAACAUGGUAAAUUCACCAUAAUAUGCAUUUACAUUCUAAUAAUCAUUAGUUAGAAAACAGAAUCAUGUCAUACUCUCAAUUUAAUAAAUGAAAACAUUACGUACAGUCACUUC